Molecule: messenger RNA, 657 nt
Organism: Drosophila teissieri
Lineage: Eukaryota; Metazoa; Arthropoda; Insecta; Diptera; Drosophilidae
Exons: 1
Coding region: 1-657 (218 amino acids)
Cellular component (GO): extracellular region
Molecular function (GO): chitin binding
Source: RefSeq, a predicted model, not a curated record
AUGGAUUCAUCUCUGCAUAUCUGGCUCCUAAUUUUCCUGUUGUUUCAAAUGGGAAAAGGGUUGGAGAACGGCAGUUACCGGGAGCUUAGAUUGGAUGCAGCUGCUGAAUACUGUCCAGAUGAUUUCUACUUUAAUGAAACUAUCAAAACCUGCGUCUCUACAGACAGUACAAGCUGCACCAAUCACCAGAUCGGCAAAUGUCCGAUGGCUACAGAGGUGGAUACGUUUUGCCUGUGCCUGGAUAAGCACCUUCAGAUCUGGCAGUGUCCCGAAGGAGCCUACUUCGAUGCCAAUCGAUUGGUCUGCAGGAUAGGAACCGUUGAGUGCCAGGAGGAUUAUUCUGCGUCCGCAUGUCCCAAUAGCACCGCAAACGAUGUCUUUUGCAUGUGCAUCGAUGGAAAAUUGCAACUCAACUACUGUCCCACGGGGUAUACCUUUGAUGUCGAGCAGAAGAUUUGCCUGAAGGCCGCAUCUGAUGCCGGGGAGUUGCCCAGUUCGUCUGGAAAGUGCCAGCGAUUUGGGUUGUUUGGGGAUCCCGCCGACUGCGCGGGGUACUUUCAUUGUCGCGAUAAGGGCAGUGAUAUUGAGUAUUUCAGAUGCUCGGGAGGUACCAUCUUCAAUCUAGUUUCUUUUGCGUGUGUUGCUGGAGCUUGUUGA